Messenger RNA from Bicyclus anynana (squinting bush brown), 7187 nucleotides. RefSeq names its product PRADC1-like protein. The coding region runs from base 60 to 710 and encodes 216 amino acids. The transcript is spliced from 5 exons. The record is from RefSeq and is a predicted model, not a curated record. NCBI's taxonomy places the organism in Eukaryota, Metazoa, Arthropoda, Insecta, Lepidoptera, Nymphalidae.
AUUUGAUUUGACACUUUGACAUGACAGUAAUCUGUGGCCGGCAACCUAAAAUCUAAAAUAUGAUGUCUUCCUGUAGGAUUUAUAGUAUUAUUUGUAAUUAUUUUGUAAGAUAUCUUUGUGCACUUCUUAUUUUAAGCAUUAAAACUGUUUCGCCUGGGGUUAAUGAUUUGCACUUCAACGAUGGUUCAUCAACAGCUGAUAUUAUAGCUGGAGACGUGUUUUUUGAAAUAAUAGACCCUCCGGAGUUGAGAUACUCGUAUCGAAUAAGGCCAGCUAAGGAUUUUGGAGCAUCUUUUAAUGGAAGCAUUAAUUUUCAAAAUGCCCGCUUGGUUCCAACAAUACCUUUUCAUAGCUGUACAGAUAUUGAGAACCAUGAUGAAAUUAUUGGCAAUAUAGCUUUAUCAGAAAGAGGAGAAUGUACUUUUGUUCAUAAGACAAUGAAGGCCCAAUUGGCUGGGGCGCUGGCUGUUAUUAUAACAGAGACUAUAGACAACUCUGAUGAUGCAUUAGAUAGUUUAAUAGAAAUGGUGGAUGAUAAAAUGGAAAUAGAUAUCAACAUACCAGCAGCAUUUCUUCUGGGUCGAAGUGGAUCAACCAUACUCAGGACUUUAAAGAGAUUACAUAAGACAUAUGCAGUUAUUAAUUUACCAAUUAAUAUGACACAUGUGCCUAUAGGGAAGAUGAACCAACCUCCAUGGAUAUCGUGGUAACAUAUAUAGUGUAAGAGAUGGCUGUAAAUUUUUGUUGUUUUGCAAGCAAGUUAUUGUAGAAAGGGGUUUGAAGAUUAGUGGCAUACGACUGGUCGACUAAAAUUUUACGAAAAUGAUUUUUUAGUCUUUAUUCUUUUUAUAUUGAUAGAGUCCACUUCAAACAAAUACAAUAGAUCACUAGGUCUCAGAUAAUAAAAUACAAUUGAUUUUAAUCAUACCUUGAUAAUCUUGGUAGUCAUUUUACAUUCAGUUUAAUAGUUAAAAAUCCAUGUAUACUAAUGUAAUGUAGUAAUAGGUAAUUUCUGGAUCUACGGCACCAAUUUUGAAAAAUCUUUUUCUUCUAAAAAGCCACAUUAUUUGUGAGUCUCUUAGGCUAUAUUAUGUCCUGACAAUCGCACGAGAAUUGGAACUACGUGGGUGAAAUCGCAGGGCGUCGGCUAGUUAUGUAUAAACAAGAACAAAUGAAAAAGAAACCAUAAACUUAUGAUUGAUGUAUUUUUCAUUAUUAUGAAAAGUACUUAUUUGGUCAAUACACAGUUAUGAAUGUUAAUAAAAAAGUCAUUUUGUGUUUUUGUCAUAUUUAUAUGACAAAAAGUAACUAUGACUUGUAAUGAUUUUUUUAUAUGUGCUUUUUGUAUUUCAUAAGAAUGCUUCAAUAUAAGUAUAUAAACAUUUUUUUAAUGGUAGAUUUGUGAUACCAAAUAUCAGAUCUUUAAACCUGGGUUUUGAAAUUAAACAAAGAUUAACGGCAUUAGGUAAAUGCGGCAACUGUUUCGAGAUAAAAAAGUAAAAAGGCCAUAAAAAAGGCUAUAACAUAGCCCCAUACAAAAUCUCCGAACCCCUUUGUAUAAUAUUAGAUGGCGUCAUAAACUGUUGACGGUGAUGGUUAUAUGUACUCGUAGCAUAAAAAAAACAAAAUCAGUCCGUCCAAUCUCUUUACUCUAUAAUUUAUAAUUUUACUUUAUAAUUUUUAUUUUUAUUUUAUAUAUAUGAUAUUUCUUUAAUAUUUGGCAGCUCUUGCGGAACACUACAGCAACUAUAAGCAUAACUAUGAAGUAAUUUUAAGUAUAUUAAGGAUUAUAAUCUAUAUUAUUAAUACUUGAAAAACCCAAGUGUAUCAUCAUAAUAGUGUUGAGUAGGACAUACAAGAGGCAGGACAUUUGUCCCGUACAUGACGUCACAAUGUAAGAGCGGCUCAACAUUUAAAAAUGUACUACUUCACAUUUUCUGUCGCGGUAGUUGCUUUACUCGUACGCGAGAGAAAGCGAGACACUAGUACAAAAGUCGAAUGGGACGUCAUUCUGUGGUCCUGUCAUAUAAUUUUGUACUAUAUUCCUUAACGCGACGGAAAUAGUAUACGAUGCGUUUAGAAAUAUUAUUUUUUGAAUUUGGAUUUAUUCAAUUGACAUUUUAUAAAAAUAAAAAUUAUUUAAUAAUUUAAAAACUGAAAUAUAAUAACCAAGGUGAAUCGAUCUAUUUUAUAGGUUAAAAAUAGGUUUGGCAUUUAAUAUCAGUAUGUAAGACAAACUAUUACUAAGCUAUAUAAUUGUACUAGUACAAACAUGACAUUUGUACACGUUGCUUCAAACAAAGUUCAAAUAUGACAUUUGUAUUCGUUACUUCAAAAUUCAAAUGUAGUGCCAAGCUUCAGUACGCCUCGCCUCAUUUGAAGUGGGACAUUGUACUGCCUCGGUACAAAAAAGAGGCAACACUUACAAACUCUUUUUCAAGUCAUGUCCUACCCAACACUACAUCAUAAUCCUUUAUAACCUUAAACUUCAUUAUUAAUUUUCUACGAGAAUCGAGGUUAUCACGAUUCACGAUAUUGAAGCAAAGCAAAGAAAAGACAAAGGACAAAGAGGAGGCGUGAAUAGUGAUCAAUGAAUCAAAAUUCAAAUCAAUAACUUUUAUGAACUGUUUCAUGCGUUUACACGCUGAAACAGCUAUCAAAAAUACUCAAAAUCUACUGAACCGAUUUGGUUGAUUCAAUAUUGGUUUCCGUUUUACGUUUUGUAUAGCGACAAACGAUAGCGCGGUUUAGUAACGUGCAGCGCCAUCUAGUAAGUCAUCGGAAAGAAUAUUUUAAGUUUUCGUCAGAAUUAAAUAAUAUUUUAACCCAAACAGUUGAUAAUCAGUAGAGUCCGACCGUAACUGGUUUUCUGGCUGAAACCGAAAGUCACGUGUUUAAGUAUAACAUUCCUUAAAAUACUGAAGUUUGGUGCAUUAUUCUGCAUUUAAUUACUCCUAGAACAUGGAAUGGAAACACAGUAUGUUAUGUUUUUCAUAAUCAUUUGUUUAACAUAAUAUAAAAAAUAUCAAUAUUAUUUAUAUUAUUUUUUUUGAAAUGAAGUUCUCAAAAUGUUUAUCAGUUAUCAUUAAUUAAUACUAAUUGUUACUGUUUCGUUAAUACUAAGUGUUGGUAUUUUGAAAUCUUAUUAAUUAAUACUAUGUUCGUAUUUGUACUUAAAAGAAUCACCAAUCUCUUUUAGGUACCUCAUAAAUACAAAUAAUUAUUACUAAAAUACCUGUUAUAGUCUUAAUUCCAGUCUCAAGAAAGAUAAUCAAAUCACAAAUUUAGAAUUAACAAAGAUACCUAGAUCACAAUUAGUAGGACAGUCAUACUUACAUUUAUAAUUAAGUAACUAACUACUAAACUACAGUAAACAUUUAAAUUGAAAACAGUUAUUUAUAUCAGUUUCGGUUUCGGCAAAAGUUUCGGCCUAUUUUGAACAAAACCGAAUCAGCCGCCGAAACGGUAAACCAAACCGACCUGGUGUCCGACCAAACUUUCGGUCGGACACCAGUUGCGUUGCGUAUUAUUAUAUUGUAUCUGCAGUCCACAGACUCGAUGUUCACUGUCAAUCGCUUAUAGUUGCUCUUCACAUAGUAUCCAAAAAAUAUUUUGUGCGCAGUUUUUAUGACACAUGUAAUUUUGCAGCCAUCUCUUAUACUAGUUACAUAUAUGAUUUAUGUAGUUAUAUUUUUAUUACAUUGUUAUGUUCCUUGUUAUGUGUUUAUAUUCAUUUACUAAAUAAACGACUAUAUAUAUUAUAUGUAUGUCGUAGAAUGUGUUGCUCAAGUGGUUUAAUGGAAACUACUAAGGUUAGAGGGUCUAGAUCUAGACAAUAUCUGAUUACUUUCAUUGCCAUUCAAUAGUAAGGAUUUGGGAUCCAUCAGAUCCCAACUACGGGUUUUAAGAAUUAUUGCCUUUGAAUUUAUAUCACAACUAAACAGGAAGAUAUAUAUUUGAAGGUUUUCAAUUAUUAUAUAUUCUGCCAUGCUAUUUACAAACUUUAUAUUUUAUAAUUUAUAUAAAUAAUAUAAAAUAUAAACUUUAUAAAUAGCACGGAAGAAUAUAUAAUAAUUGUAAUUGUAUAUAGUUUUCUGUUUAGUCUCUGAAAGUAAGUAAUAAAUAUAGAAAAUAUGUACUAUGCAUAUUAAAUUCCAAUUAUUCUUAAUAAUGAAGGAUAGUGUAGUCACCAAUUUAGUCGUCUCUAACACGAUUCGCAUGGCGCAGUGUACAAAAACACACGUGGCAUGGUGCAGUGUACAAAAACACAUGUCGCAUGGUGCAGUGUACAAAAACACAUGUCGUAUGGUGCAGUGUACAAAAACACAUAUUACGAGUAUACCGGCGCAAAUCAGCGUGUUACUACUUCUGAGACGGCUAUUUGUUUGGAGAGACUUACAUUAUUCGUAUAUACGUGAGGCCUAUCGUAUAUACCCUCGUAUAUACUAGAAGUGUAGGCCGUAGGGUUUGCAUAUAUAAAAGACAAAGACAUGUAAAAAUGCGUCAAACUUCUAGUCCGUUUUGAAGUUGCACCACAAACUGUGCAGGUGUAAUAACUCCACUGGAAUAUGUUUUUGUAUACUUCAAAACGGGCUAUAAGUUAGGCGCUAAGUUUAUUGUGUGUAUUUAAUAGCAAUAAUUAUUGUGUAUUAGCUUACGUUAAGUGGACCAAUAUGUGUGCAUUUAUUGAAUUAUAAUACCAUUUGUAUAUAGAGUUAAUGUGUGAGGCCUCAGUGCCUAGAAUUAUUGUUUUUUUUUUUAUCAAACUAUUUGGGUAUUAACUAUUUGAUUAAAUUACAAUGCUUAGCAGUUUCAUAUCAAUUGUUCCAAACAAUUCAAGAAUUUAUGCAGGAAUUUAGUAAUAUGUACAAUGGAAUUACUUUGUUGGUACAGUGGGUAGCAUGUGACUUCGCAAGGUCCUUGGUUCGAUUCCUGGGUCAGGCAAAGAAGAUCGUUUCUUUCUACUAAGAAAUUUUUAUUAGCAGCCUGCCAAUCCGGAUUGAGCUAGCGUGGUGGACUAAAUGGCCUAAUCCCUCUCAUUCUGACAGGAGACUCGUGUUCAACAGUGAGCCGAAUAUGAGUUGUUAAUGAUGAUGAUGAGUUAUCGUUACACAGUAAGAGCCAUCAUUGGAACAGCAUGGUGGUUCCAAGCUGUAAAUAAGCUCUCCUAUCAGGAAGGAAGCCUGGGCCUUUUGUAGGCCAUUCAAUUAUGUUGAUGUACUCAGUGGCCAAAAUUGUCGCAUUUUUUUUUAAAUAAAAAAUUAUGUUAAGCCAUGAGUAUAACAGAGAUUAUUAAUUUAAUUGUUUCCAUGUAAAGGACAUGUCCCAAAAUGGGCCUUUAUUAUUUAUAAGCAGGUUUUUUUUUUUUUUCGGGGGGGAAAUCUCACAAAGAGUUUUCACCCCCGCACCCCUUCGCUCCCUUGUCUACAAAUUAAACAUAGACAAUACAGUAAAAGCUGAAAAAGAGCUGCCAAUGUCAUGUAAUAUUGUCAAAUGUCAAUAAGACAAGUUAAAAAGAAACAAAUCGUAGACAGAGAAGCAUUAAACAAAAAAAUAUUUAAAUUGCUUUAAAAACGCCUUAAACGAACGCUACUACGCGAAGAUCACUGACAAACUGUCAGGGUGUGAGUUACAAGCAUGUUGCCAUGCAAAAAAAUCUUAAUUAUUGUUGUCAGUUAAUGAAAAAAAAAACAUUUUAUGUAAUUAAUUAAAAAAUAAUGCGGGUUCCAAUUUUGGGUUUUAAGCCCCUAUAUUUUGUGUUUUUUUAAGAUAAAAUAAUUUGUUUUGCUUAGUUGAAACUCCGAAGAAAGGCCCAGCCUCCAUACAAAAUUGGGACAUGUCCUUUGAUAAAAGUAUUUAAAAAAGAUAUAUUAAGUUAAACAUUGUAGAGUAACAGUGUAAAUGUCUGCCAAUACUAUUAAAUAAUUUAGGUUUAUUCCCCUUGGUCCCUGCGAGACAUAAUACUGCCGAAUUAAAAACAUAUUGUGAUCAAAGUUAUAAUCGAUAUUUAAUCACAUAACAUGUAGAUUAUUAUUUAUAUAGUCUAGUCAAAUAGGUACCAAACACAUAGAGUAAAAAUAGUGUUGGAAAUUAUUUUGUAAUUUUCAAAAAUAAGGUAAAAAUGGUAAUUUAGUAUAUCACUUUCCAUAUUGAGGAGGAUGAAAAAAAAUGACUUGGAGAAAUGUCAAGUGCCUUUGAUUUUUCUUUUUGAAAGUUCGUGGAAAAAACCAAUAGUUGAAAUUGAAAAGCAAUAACCGUUGAAAUAAUCAGUGUGUGGUGAAAAUCGAUUUUACUAUAUUAUAAUUAUACAAUGAAUAGGUAAUAUUUAAAAUGUAGACCCAUUAUUUCAAGUAUUGUUGUUUAUGACAUAGGCCAUAUUAUAGCUGCGUUUCAGUGUGUCUUAUGUUAUAGUAUAUUAUAAGUGCGGUAAAUUGAAAACUACAGCCGAGGCGAUAUUGCAGCUCGAGCCUUCGCGAGAGCUGUAGUAAGGAAGCAGAGGCUGUAAUUAUCAAAGUACUGGCUAUAAAGUAAACGCACGUAUGUCAUAGGACGUUUUAUAACACAUUUGCGAGGAAACACACUUUCUGAAAAUUAAUUUGCAUCUUUGUUUAAUGUUUUAAUUUAUAAUUGUAUUUUUGUGUGCAAUAAAGUAUUUCUUCUUCUUUGCCUGUUUUCCAUAAGAUUACAUUUUGGUACGCUUGUCAUUUUUGCACAGAUUUUUUUGUUGACAUUUGCACCAAAAACAGCCAGUAUUACUAAUAAAGUAAAUUAAUAUUUGUGUGUUUCUGAUCCAGAUAAAUGGUUGAUAUUUGUUGUCAAAAUUAUUAAAAUUAAAGAAUUAAAUGUUUUUAUUAUAUUUUAUCUCACUAAGUUAAUUUUAUUCAUAAAAUGCUGAGCACUUUUCUGAAAUAAUAACUCUUUGCCAAGAUUUAAAAAAGUACCGUUCGUUUUUCGGUUCGGUUUUAUAUUACAUUACGGCACAUGUGCAUUUUACUUUACAUUACGGCACAUGUGCGUAAUGAGAUACAUUACGAUAUUGAAACUGGUGAAAUAAGCGAUACUUUACGAGCAAAUGUGUUAUAAAGAAUUUUAUGUAAUUAAAGCAAAUAGUUGAUCUCAAUGUGAAUACCAUACAUUAUAGAAUAUGAUUGUUGAUUUUGUUAACUAAAAAUGAUUUUAUACUUGGA